AUGUUGGAUGGUUCUGCACCAAGCGAAGAGGACAAGGCAAGCCAUGCGUGGCGGACGGAGACUGCCACUGCGAAGAUGACCAUGCUCCAGGACUCCGUUCGCACGGAGGCGUACCGAGAUGCCAUUCAGAUCCAUGCUGAAGACUUCCGGGACAAGGUCGUGCUGGAUGUCGGCUGUGGCACCGGCGUGCUGGCCAUGUUCGCCGCGAAGGCCGGCGCGCGGAAAGUCUACGCCGUGGAGGCCUCGGACGCAGCCUGGGCAGCAAAGCAGGUGGUGGCUGAGAACGGCUUGGAGGGGGUGGUGGAAGUGAUCCGGGGCCUGGUGGAGUCCAUCGAGCUUCCCGAGAUGGUGGACGUCAUCAUCUCAGAGUGGAUGGGGAACUUCCUUCUGAAGGAAUCCAUGCUGGACACGGUGCUGAUCGCCAGGGAUCGCUUCUUGAAGCCAGGAGGCAGACUCUUCCCCUCUCACGCUCGGCUCUUUAUCGCGCCGUGCGCCCACGGCUGCUUUGCCGAGCGCUGGCAGGGCUACGUGGACGAGCUUUGGGCAUGGCACAGCUUCUUGCAGUACAUGCACACCAGCUUUGGGUUGAGCUACGACGCCUUAACCAAGCAGAAGGAGGAGCAGGCCAGUGAGUACCACCUCCAAACCUGGGAUUGGGUGCAGCUCAACGCGUCCCAACUCCGUGGUCCGCCGGUGCAGCUGCUGGCGCUGGACCUUGCCAGCCUGCCACUCACGAGGCUGCAGAAUCUCCAUGCAGAGUCUUUCGACAUUGUGCUUCCUAUCACCGAGGAUGGUACCGUCGGCGGGCUGUGCGGCUUCUUCGACAUUGACUUUCGUGGAUCCGUAAAGAGUCCUGCCACAGAGCCAGCUGAAAUCAAGCUGAGCACGAGCCCCUUCAACAAGGCACCGACAAGUGGCAGAGAGCCAAAGCCGAAAACAAACAAACCUCUGCUCUCUGCAAACUCUGGGCCUUGA
Symbiodinium natans is the source of this 975-nucleotide messenger RNA. NCBI's taxonomy places the organism in Eukaryota, Dinophyceae, Suessiales, Symbiodiniaceae. The record is from the annotation of a GenBank genome assembly.